This is a messenger RNA of Purpureocillium takamizusanense, 3170 nucleotides long. RefSeq names its product U3 small nucleolar RNA-associated protein (gene UTP4). The record is from RefSeq and is a predicted model, not a curated record. The transcript has 2 exons. Gene Ontology annotation, biological process: maturation of SSU-rRNA from tricistronic rRNA transcript (SSU-rRNA, 5.8S rRNA, LSU-rRNA). Gene Ontology annotation, molecular function: protein binding; RNA binding. Gene Ontology annotation, cellular component: t-UTP complex; 90S preribosome; small-subunit processome. Bases 202 to 2829 code for a protein of 875 amino acids. NCBI's taxonomy places the organism in Eukaryota, Fungi, Ascomycota, Sordariomycetes, Hypocreales, Ophiocordycipitaceae.
CUUUUUUUCCUCCAUGCUCAGAAGGCGGUCCCGCGACAACACCACCCCUUCAGCCACGCCAUCCCGCAGCGUUGACAAGACUUUCUAUUCGGGCACCAGGCAACUUGGCGUCCGUUCAGUACGCUGUCUGCUCGAGUCCGCGGCCCCGUGGUUAUCGGACAUCAAGCGAGCUUCAACGACCGCAUCGCAAUCGCAGCAACCAUGGACGUUCACCGCUGUCGCUUCGUUCCCUACCAGCCCUCGGCCAUCAAUGCGGUCGCCUUCUCUCAUCCCAAGACGAGAACCGCAAAGCGCAGCACCGUCGCGAGGCUGGCGGUUGGCCGCGCCAACGGCGAUAUCGAGAUAUGGAACCCGGGUAACGGGACCUGGCACCAGGAGCAAGUCAUCCGGGGCGGCAAGGGCCGCAGCAUUGACGGGCUCGUUUGGGUCAACGAAGCCGACCAGGACCUGGGCGAUGGCCGCGUCCUGAUCGGGAAGUCGCGCCUGUUCAGCAUCGGCUACACUUCUACCGUCACCGAAUGGGACCUGGAAACGGGCAAGCCCAAGCGUCAUGCAAGCGGCCAGCACGGCGAUAUCUGGUGUCUCGCAGCACAGCCCUCCGGUUCGACCGACGGACCCAUCUCCGAAGUACAAAACUCAAACAAGCUUGUUGCUGGCACCAUCGACGGCGAGCUGGUCAUGCAUUCGCUCGAGGACGAUGACUUGCGUUUUCAGCGAGUCUUGGUCAAGUCUCCGACCAAGAAGGCGCAGAUGGUCAGUAUGACCUUCCAGUCGCGCAAGGUGGUCAUCGUCGGCUGCUCCGACAGUACUAUCCGGGCCUACGACAUGACCAGAGGACACCUGCUGCGGCGGAUGACUCUCGGGUCCGACCUGGUCUCCGGCGCCAAAGACAUCAUUGUCUGGUCUGUCAAGUGCCUACCAAAUGGCAAUAUCGUCUCUGGCGAUUCUACGGGGCAGAUCUGUAUUUGGGACGGCAAAACAUACACACAAGCCCAGCGCAUUCAAAGCCACAAGCAGGACGUCCUGAGCCUCGCCACGAGUGCCGAUGGUACCGCCAUCAUGAGCGGCGGUAUGGACCGAAGAACGUUCUUGUACAAGCAGGGUUCUGGAGCGGGCCAGCGUUGGGGCAAGGUCUGGGGGCGGCGUUAUCAUGACCAUGAUGUGAAGGCUAUGGCGUCAUUUGAAAACGGCAACAUCAGUGUUGUGGUUUCAGGAGGCCCCGAUGCCAACCUCAUGAUUGUACCUCUCAAGGAAAUGGGCCGCGAGAAUCACAGGAUGUUGAGCAACCUGCCGCACCAGCCACCGCUCGCAAGCGCCGCCAACGCGAGAUUCAUGGUCAGCUGGUGGGACCGGGAGAUUCACAUAUGGUCCCUCAGGAAACCCGCCACCGACCUAUUUGAGUCGGGCGGCGACGACGGCGACAUUAACCAAAAUCGCAAGCUUCUAAAGACGAUUGUUGUCAAGGGCGAUUGCAACAUUGCUUCUGCGGCGUUGAACCAGGAUGGAACCCUCCUCGUAGUCUCUACGCCCAUCGACGUCAAGGCCUUCCGUCUCGAGCAUCAGGACCCGACCAAACCUUCAGAUGUGAAAAUUCACGCCCUCCAGCUUCCAGAGCAGCUUACGCGUCUUGGAGCCACGCAGCUUAAGCUCUCACCCGAUGGGAAAUGGCUCUUGCUGGUCCAAGAGGGGUCGCGUGUCUUGAUGGUACGGAUUACCCUCGAUGCGACCAAGGAGGGGUCGCCCACCGUUGGUAUCAAAGUCCAGCGGCUCGCCCGGCUGCGUCGCCAUGUACCAAAACACAUCAUGAACGGCGGCUUGGGCGGCUACGACCGGAGCGUCACACAUGCGACUUUCAGUGCGGACUCGAAAAUGGUUGCGGUUGCCGACCUGGCUGGCUACGUGGACACGUGGAUCUUGCGCGGCCACGACGAGAACCUAGGAAAAGGUAAAGCUGUCGGCGGCGCCGAUGACGCGGCUUCGCUGUCGUCGGAUAGCGAGUCAUCUGACGAGGAAGCCGACGCUAUCGAUGUCGGUGAGCAGUGGAUUCGCAAUGCGAACGCGAAGCAGUUGCCCAAGUUACCCUCCGCAUCCGUGGUGCUGUCCUUCACGGACGACGUACCCGGGUCCGGAGAUGCUACGGCGGACCACGACUAUGUUCUUGUCGCCAUCACGUCGUCGUGGAACGUUCUCGCCUUCCAUCCCCGUUUAGGCGCACUCACUCCUUGGUCCCGAAGACAUCCCCGAAAGGCCCUUCCCGCGGCGGUACGGGAUCUGCUAGAUCUGCCCAAAGGCAUAUUCUGGCAGGGGUCAAGGAUGUGGGUGUAUGGCGUGUCAUUUCUCCUCAUGCUGGACAUGGACCAGGACCUUCCCAUGCCUGCAGCAGACGUCGACGGAUCCGCAGAGACUCAGGUGACUCAAGGAACCAAGAGAAAGCGGAUCUCACGAACAACUGGCGCUGGUGGCAAGAUGGAGCGAGAGAACCUCGCGCCUCACAAAGUCCGGAAACAUGGAGAGGAAGAGAACUACGAAGACCUCGAUGUGGGGGAGACGCCGAAGGUGGAGGAGAGCGAUAGCGACGAUGACAUGGCUGACGCCGACGGGGAACUCGCUGAGCUCCGCAACAACGCCAGCAAGACCGUCGUCCAGUCUGACGAAACGACCGACGGGCGCAAAAAGUGGUGGAUCACGUACAAAUAUCGCCCCAUUCUAGGCGUCGUGCCCGUGAACCGCGCCGGACAGCCGCUCGAGGUUGCGCUGGUGGAGAGACCGACGUGGGAUGUGGAGAUACCCGACCGAUACUUUGCCGGCCACGAGCGGGAGAAUUAUUGAGCAAGGAGUACGUACGUGUGCGCGUCCAGGAGAGGGGGUAGCCCCUCACAUAUCGGACAGUUCGGGCUGGGGUGCGUUUGACGUGGCCCCAGCAUAGCGAGGGCAUGUCUCGCGCGUGACGACUGUAUCUAAAACUUGCCACAUAUUGUAACUACAAGGCGUCGCGGUAAAGGGCGGCCUCGGAAAUCUCUUUCCAGGAUUAUCAUACGGCUCAGCCGCACGAGCUGACACGUUUUUGCAAUCUCAAAGUGGUUUUCUUGUCCGUCACGAGGCCCUGAUCGCGCGGCCGAGUACGUCGUGCCUCACAAGCGAGUGCCCCAGGCGUGCGGUCACAGUCCGAG